This is a messenger RNA of Drosophila subpulchrella, 1790 nucleotides long. RefSeq lists its product as uncharacterized. The record is from RefSeq and is a predicted model, not a curated record. The transcript is spliced from 2 exons. Lineage: Eukaryota; Metazoa; Arthropoda; Insecta; Diptera; Drosophilidae. The coding region runs from base 627 to 1475 and encodes 282 amino acids.
AGAUUGCCUUUUAUGAGGUGAACGGGAAAACAGGGUUAUUAUUACAAGUCGCAUCAGCAACUGAUAAUAUUUACAAUCAUUAUGUUAAUAUUGAGCUAUGGGAUUCCCUUAAGAAAUUCCGUUGAUAAAAACGGUACUCAGAGUUCAAGCUAGCAAUUUUUAGAAUUGUGUGCGAUUGCUUUGAUUUAUUAGAUUUCCAUAAUAUGAAUUUACAUUUCUGGUAGAAUUUAAAGAAUGUUCUUUAACUUUAUGAGGUAGUUGUAAACUUUUGGGACUCCCCUUUUUAAUACUCGCUUAUUUACCAAAGAUUGGGUUUCCACUAAAUAACCUUGUUUUGGAGCUUCAAGUGUGCGAAAUUAAUUAUUUUCAACCUUGCGCAAAUACUAAAGCCAUGAUAAGAGGAUACCCUAAGAAAUUCUUGCGAAGUGCUAGCUCGUCAAUCCUUAUGUAAACAACUUUUUAAUUUAAAAAAUAACGGAAGACAAUAAAAUAUAGGAGGGGAUUUCAAUGCCCGCAAAAUACAAUGCAGCUGAUAUGGCUUUUGUAGGGGAAGUACAGAGUGAUAAGAAAACGAGUGGAGAGUCUAUAUAAACAGAGCGUCCCCAAUUGUUCGAUUCACAGUCAAGAUGCCGAGCUUUUUAGGUGUAGCAAUCAGUUUGGCUCUUUUGAGCUUGGUGGUGGGCCAGGCGUCGAAUGUCUCCCAAUCCAUGGACCUCUAUAUACUGCAGAACCAGCGACAGUACGAUGCGAAGAUCAAGCAACUGGAAGAUCAAUUGGCCAACUUUAGGAUUCUUUUCAACAAGCGAAUUGAGGCACUAACAGUUCAGGCGGAUUCGAUGCAGUUAAAACUAGAACAAGCCUCCGCGCAGCUGGAUCCCAUCACCCUGAUCGAUUCCUGGAGCAAACAGUGCGUUCAAAACUAUAGCGGCACCAUCCCAACGGUGAGCGCCGCCAGAACCUCCAUUACCAACUGUGCGGAAAACAUCAAUGGGGUCUUAAACUCCCCUGAGAGUACCUACAACACACUAAACAGUUACUAUAAAAAUAACUUGAAAAACGGACUGGCGCAAUGCGUAAAGCUUCAUCCCACUGCUCAGCUAAACUACACGCUCUGUGUGACCAAGGUGAUUGGCGAUGCUAAUAAGUACACGGUGACCAGCCAGAAUAACUUCAAUAACUACCUUAAAAGUUCCGAGUGUACAGCCGAGAACCGUGUGCGAAGUUCCUGGCAGUGCUCCUUUGGACAGGUGUACUCCAUUACCUCCAGAGUGGAAGUUGCCUUGCAACUCAUCGACACCUGCAUUGCCAAUAGACUGGUGUGCGGCUCUAUCACCUGCUCCGUUGACAAGCCCUCGUGCCCGAAUGUCGCAAAUGUAACUCUGGCUGAGAUCAAUCCCCAAAAUGAUACUAUUCGAAACCCUUUCACCUUUGUCACAAACAGUACAAACUGUGUUGAGUUCCGAUUGAACCGAUAAAUGUUAACACGAUUGAAUUUAAAUUAUACUUCGUAUAUAGAGUCUAUUUCUUUAUAAGAAUCGUGAUUGAUUUUUAAAAGAGCUUAAAAGGCUUUGCAACUAGGCUAUGCAACAAAAAAAUGUUUAUUCCGAUUAUAUAAAAAGCAGACUUAAUCUAAAAGUGUGUUUUUACAACUAUUUGUGUAGCAUACUUUUUAAUACCAGGAUAUCCAAAUUUGUAUCCAUCGAGUACUUUUUAUGAACUGUGCUAAUUUCUAAAAGAGCAAGUUCUAUCUUUUAAUAAAAAUAUAAAUCUAGUAGCUUAAUCAAUUUAAA